AUGAAUUUUUUUUUUUUGUUAAAGGAGAAGAAUAAUAUUAACUUGGAAUGUUUGAACAAUGAUAAAAUAAAUUUGUAUAUAUUUUUAGAUGAUAUAUAUUAUCGUAGUGGUGAUAUAUUUAGAUGUAUAAUUCAAGUGAUUGGUCCUGAGAAAUAUAUAGGAAAUAUAAAAUUAGAUUAUGUUGUAUUAUAUAUAUAUGGAAUAUGUAUAUUUAAUAAUGAUAUAAUAAGUGUAAGUGAAGAAUUAUUAAAAAGACACGAUAAUAUACAUUUACCUUUUUAUAAGAAGAAAGAAGAUACAAAUGAAAAGAAAUUUUUAAUAUUUUAUACUAAUUCUAUAAUAUUAUGUAGUGAUAUAUUAUUUAAUAAAUGUAAUAAUAAUUUUUAUUAUUCUUUAGAAUGUUUACUUCCAUAUUUUAUACCACCAACAUAUAAUGGUAACAAUGUAAAAAUUAAAUAUUAUUUAUAUGUUGAAGCACUUAAAAGAUUAUAUAAAAAUACAAAAGAUUUUAUUACAAAAAAAUAUCAAGCUAAUUAUUCAAUACAUAUUAUUAAUACAAAAUAUAAAAAUAAUCCUAUAUUGAAUUUUUCGUAUUACCCAAUUAAACCAUAUGAUAUAAAAUUAUAUAAAGAAAAUGAGAGACAUACAUAUUUACAUCAUAAUUUUUAUAUUUAUAUAAAAGAAUUGGGGAAUACAAACAAAUUUAUAAAUAAUUCACAUGAUAUAAAUAAAAAAAAAAAUAAUAAUAAUAAUAAUAUUAAUUAUAUAUAUAAACCAUUAUUAUAUAAAACCAUAUAUAAUAUAUCUUAUAUUCCAACCCAUAUAUAUAAUAAUAUUCAAAAAAGUAAUUUUGAUUGUUUUAUAUGUAUAUAUAAUUUGUUCUCACAAAGAAAAGAAGAUUCUUCUAUCUUCUUAUUAAAUUAUAUCAUUCCGAAUUAUAAUUAUUUUUAUUAUCUACAUUGCUUUUUAUAUCUAAUAUAUCAUUAUAAUUAUUUUCAAAAUUUUCUUAAAUGUAAUCGUAAUUAUAAAAAAUUUUAUUUAUCAUCCAUAAAUAAUAAUGCCUCUUUUUUUCUCUCUAUCCUAGAAAACAUAGAAAAGGCAAACACAAAAGAAAUACUGUCAGAUGAAUACAACAAGAAAGAGAACAAUGAAAAGAAAAAUAUAAAUGAUAACACAAAAGAAAUACUGUCAGAUGAAUACAACAAGAGAGAGAACAAUGAAAAGAAAAAUAUAAAUGAUAACACAAAAGAAAUACUGUCAGAUGAAUACAACAAGAAAGAGAACAAUGAAAAGAAAAAUAUAAAUGAUAACACAAAAGAAAUACUGUCAGAUGAAUACAACAAGAGAGAGCACAAUGAAAAGUUAAAUAUAUAUGAUAACACAGAAAAAACAAAUACAUUUAAUUGUUCUAAUAAAUCAUUAAAUGAAGAAAAACAAAAAAAUGCAGAUAUAUAUCAUAUGAAUGAUAUUCAUCCUAUUAUGUAUGAUGAUAAAGAUUUGCAUAAUUUUUAUUUUUGUAAAUACGAAAAUUUUACUUUUAAUGAUAUUAUAUAUGAACCUGUUUUAUGGUUUGAUAAUUUAAUUGUAGAUAAUUAUAAUAAAGUUACAACUUCUAAAGAAGAAAAAGAUACACACAUAGAAAAGUCAAACGAAAUAAUUAAGAAUAAUCAAAAUGGUGACCUUGAAGAUACAACAAUAAGAAAAGAUCAUGAUGAUAAUAAAGAAAAAAAUAUUAAAAAAUUAAAAAAUAAUACUAGUUCAAAUGAAAAAAUAGGUGAUUUGUCAAAUGAUAAUGUUAAUAGUGACACAGAAAAGAAAAUAAUUUGUCAUUUGAAUGAAAAAAAAAAUAAUAAUGAAUAUAAUAUUAUUUAUAAUAAUAAAUUUUAUAAAAUGGAUACUAUCAUAAAAUAUAUGAUUAGAAAUAAUAUGUUUAGAUAUUAUAUUAAUAAGAAAAAAAUAAAAAAUGAUUUUAUUACAAAUAAUGUGAAGGAUCAAAAUAUGAAAUAUGAAAAGACGAAAAAAAUGAAAAUAAACUCACCUAAUAUAUAUAAUAUUAAUACAAAUAAUAAAAAUGUUUGUAUUAUAUCAUUAAAGGAUAAAAUAAAUAAUAAAAUAACAAAUGUUUUUAAUUAUAAUAAUAGUAUUAUUAAUAUAAAUAUAAAUUUAAGAAAUUCUGAAGUAUGUAUAAAACAUAUUGAUAUAUCUUUAAAAAGGUUAGAAAAAAUUAGAUUGAAAAAAAAAUUUUUUAAUAUAUCAAAAAAUAGAUCUUUUUAUGAUGAAAAUGAUAUAAUAGAAGAAGAAUAUUAUUCAUCUAGUUCUUAUAAAACAACAUCAUAUAAAUCAAAAAAUACGUCUUUAUCAUCAUCAUCUACAUCUACAUCAUCAUUACAAUUAAAUGUUCCAUCAGAAAAAAAAAAAAAAUCAUAUAAUAAUGUCUUAUGUAGUAAUAAAAAGAUUCUAGAACAACAUAUUAGUACUUUAUCAUGUUGUGAAAAAAAUAUAAAUAUAAUAUUGAAUGAAGAUAUUAUUCCAACAUUCGAAAAUGAUAUAAUAAGUAUAGAUUAUUUUAUAGAUAUGGAUUUUUAUUGUUUCAACAAUAAAGACAAUACAUUACAACCAUUUUCGCUGCAAACAUCUUUUGAUCAUGUUUACAACAUGUCUUUUCGAAUACCUAUAUAUAUUAUAGACACUAUGCAAUAUGAGGGUAGUAUAAACAUGAAUUCUACAAAUUUUUCUACUACUAUGAUAGAAGAUGAGACAUUUGAUAUGCUUCAAAUAAAUUUAAUAGAAGGUCAUAAGUAUGACUACGUGGAUAAGAGGUGUUACAUAAAAAAUUUAGAAAUAUGA
This is a messenger RNA of Plasmodium adleri (nom. inval.), 2847 nucleotides long. Its product is annotated as conserved Plasmodium protein, unknown function. NCBI's taxonomy places the organism in Eukaryota, Apicomplexa, Aconoidasida, Haemosporida, Plasmodiidae. Bases 1 to 2847 code for a protein of 948 amino acids. The transcript has a single exon. The record is from RefSeq and is a predicted model, not a curated record.